Topomyia yanbarensis is the source of this 1303-nucleotide messenger RNA. RefSeq names its product cathepsin L. Gene Ontology annotation, molecular function: cysteine-type endopeptidase activity. The coding region runs from base 183 to 1202 and encodes 339 amino acids. Gene Ontology annotation, cellular component: lysosome. Lineage: Eukaryota; Metazoa; Arthropoda; Insecta; Diptera; Culicidae. The transcript is spliced from 6 exons. The record is from RefSeq and is a predicted model, not a curated record. Gene Ontology annotation, biological process: immune response.
AUGAGGGAGAGGAUUGCUUUAAACGUUUGAAAUUUACGUCAACAAAUUUAUUCUCCGCCUGGCAAUUGUUCGGAGUGGAUGUGUAACGUACUGUUUUAGAAGUAGUGGAAAAAAUAUAAGUUCUAAAAGUUGUUUUGUGAUAAACCAAUAUACAUAAUAUAGACUCCAAUAUCCGAAACAAGAUGAAGUUCCUUGUACUUCUGGUGGCCUUUGUGGCAGCAGCCAACGCCGUUUCCAUCGUCGAGCUAGUCAAGGAGGAAUGGCACGCUUUCAAACUACAACACCGAAAAAAAUACGACAGCGAAACAGAGGAUCGACUGCGAAUGAAGAUUUAUGUGCAAAACAAGCAUAAAAUCGCCAAACACAAUCAACGUUACGAUCUGGGACAGGAAAAGUAUCGACUAAGAAUCAACAAGUAUGCCGAUCUCUUGCACGAAGAAUUUGUCCAGACGCUGAACGGGUUCAAUCGCACCAACGCAAUACAAAUGCCGAAGGGCGUUAGAAUUGAAGAACCAGUUACAUUUAUAGCACCUGCCAAUGUCGAAGUGCCAAAGACUGUAGACUGGAGAAAGAAAGGUGCAGUUACUCCUGUGAAAGAUCAAGGUCACUGUGGAUCUUGUUGGUCGUUCUCGGCCACCGGUGCUCUAGAGGGUCAACACUUCCGCAAGACUAACAAGUUGGUAUCGCUGUCGGAACAGAAUCUGGUCGAUUGUUCUACUAAAUAUGGUAACAAUGGUUGCAACGGUGGAAUGAUGGACUUUGCCUUCCAAUACAUCAAGGAUAACGGUGGUAUUGAUACGGAAAAAACCUAUCCUUAUGAGGCCAUCGAUGACACUUGCCACUUCAACCCGAAGACUGUUGGAGCCACCGAUAAAGGCUUUGUUGAUAUUCCCCAGGGUGACGAAGAAGCGCUUCAGAAAGCCUUGGCAACUGUUGGACCGGUAUCAGUGGCUAUCGAUGCUUCCCACGAAUCUUUCCAGUUCUACUCGGAAGGUGUUUACUACGAACCUCAGUGCGACUCGCAGAACCUCGAUCACGGUGUAUUGGCUGUUGGAUAUGGAACCAGCGAAGAUAAUGAGGAUUACUGGCUAGUGAAGAAUUCCUGGGGCACCACCUGGGGUGAUAAGGGAUAUGUUAAGAUGGCCCGUAAUCGUGAUAACCAUUGUGGUAUUGCUACUGUCGCCAGCUACCCGCUGGUCUAACAGUAUCUUAUGUUUACAUAAUCAAGCAUCGUGUAGGAGCGGAUUUUAUCCUCAUUUUUAAUUCUGGCAUUACAUUAAUGAUUUUAUAUUCUAAUCGAUUA